This is a messenger RNA of Prorocentrum cordatum, 705 nucleotides long. The record is from the annotation of a GenBank genome assembly. Lineage: Eukaryota; Dinophyceae; Prorocentrales; Prorocentraceae.
GCGUCCUCGGCCGCCCGGGCCGCGCCGGGGACGGCGGCCCCGCCGCGGCCGCGCUCCUCCGCUCCCCGUGCGGCGUGGCCGUGGACGCCGCGGCGGAGGUGCUCUUCAACGCCCCCGAUCCCGUCGCCGACACUUACAACCACGCGGUGCGCGUGGUCGACCUGCGCUCUGGCCUGCUGUCCACCUUGGCGGGCGUUCUGGGCGCGCCGGGCACCGCGGGCGACGGCGGCCCGGCGGCUUCGGCCAGGCUCUACUACCCCCGCGGGCUUGCCGUGGACGCGGGCGCGCAGCGGCUGUACGUGGCCGACAGCUGGAACCACGCCGUGCGCGCCUUGGACCUGCGGACGGGCCUGCUGACGACAGUGGCCGGCAGCCUGGGCUCCUUCGGGCGCGCCACCACCGCGGGCGGCACCACCAGCGGCGACGGCCGCGCGGACCGCGAGCUGCUGCACGCCCCCGCUGGCGUCGCCGUGGCUGCCGGAGCCUUUGAGGCGGAGCUGUUCGUGGCAGACGCUGGGAACCACGUGGUGCGCAUGGUGGCGCUGGUCAACAACGUGAGCAUGCUGGAGCUCGGCUGAGGCCGCGGAGGCGGCGCCCAGGGCGAGCCUCCCCCCCGCGCGGCGGCCACUGCCGAGCAGGGCCGCGUGGCGCGGCGGCGGGCUGCCCCCGCGCGGAGCGGCCGCGCCGCGCGGCCGUCGUCGGUCG